Musca domestica (house fly) is the source of this 16768-nucleotide messenger RNA. Its product is annotated as ubiquitin carboxyl-terminal hydrolase puf. Gene Ontology annotation, molecular function: cysteine-type deubiquitinase activity; cysteine-type endopeptidase activity. The record is from RefSeq and is a predicted model, not a curated record. Bases 356 to 12592 code for a protein of 4078 amino acids. Gene Ontology annotation, biological process: protein deubiquitination. Gene Ontology annotation, cellular component: cytosol; nucleus. NCBI's taxonomy places the organism in Eukaryota, Metazoa, Arthropoda, Insecta, Diptera, Muscidae. The transcript is spliced from 25 exons.
UAUACAGGCAGAUUUAUUUGCAAGGAAAAAAAGAGGAAAAGUGAAUGAAUUCGUUGUAAAAUUUUCAUAAAUUAUCCACAAUAUACUAAAAAAAGUUUACGAAAACUAAAUAAUUUGCAAAAACAUACAAUGGGGUUUGCAAUAAACCAAUAAAAACGCGAAUGCAAACCGUGCGAAACCAAAAAAAAACAAAUCUUAACUAUUGCCAGGCAAAACAGUAGCUGUGAAAAACGACGGCUAGAAAAAGGAGAAAAAUUCUACGCCGAAAAGGCAGACUAACUGAGAGAAGAAGCACAUAUCUUCUGGUCAUCGGCGCUGUUUGGAGGACUGGAUUUUUCCAAAACAACUUUGCCAAAUGAGUGGAAAUAUGUGUGAUAUUUGUUCUGAUUUCCAGCAAUUAUUGGAGUCGUAUGAGACACGAAUAACCAGCAAUGAUGCCAAACAUUCGAUCAUUUAUAAAAGUGAAAUUGAAACAGCAUUUGGUUACAUACAGGCAUGGCCUCAAAGGCAAUGCAUGUGUCUAUAUCGAGACACGAAAAAUUUCGAACGUUUCAAUUUACUGAUACAAUCGAUGAUCUGCUUAGCGGUCCAUCAUUUGAAACACAUUAAACGUUUAAUUGAGGACUAUAGAAAAAUUACAGCUCAUGCGGCUGCUACACAAGCCCCAGCACAGACUCAAUCAUCAGCCGGUAACUGCGCCAAUGCAGAAGGCCAACCAUCCAAGGAGGAUGAAAAAACAACUACCACAACAACGAAAGAAGAAAAUAAAGAUGAAGACAAAAAAGAUGCUGGUAGUACACAGAAGAAAAUAGAAUCAGAUCCAGCAAAGGACGAAAAACUUAAUAAAAAGUCGGGUAGCAGCUCCACAGACGAUGAAAAACCACAGCCAACAAACCCCACAGAAGCUGUAACAUCGAAAACAUCGGAUGAUUCAACGCAGCAGUCAUCGAUUGUGUCGUCUGGUGGUGAUAAAGCCGCAUCCGCAUCACAACCAUCAUCAUCAUUGUCACCAUCCUCUUCAACAGUAUCCCAACACACCGAAGAGCCUUGGAUAUUACCCGAAGUCGAAAAAUUGCUACUCUUGGUAUCCAAGAUCUUUUUGCUCAAUUUUCCACUAUACAUUGCGUAUAAACACAGUACCCAUGCUCGUCUGGACGAUAUAUCGGCCGAAGAGGCACAACAUUUGGCCAUAUUUUGUGAUCUACAUGACAAUGAAAUACCCGUUCACUUGUUGCGAAACACAACAUUAUUUUGUAACUCGAAUGGCUUUGCAGCCAUGAAGUUGUGCUUCGAUCAACCUGAUUUGCCGGUAACAACGGCCCAUGCCAUUACGGCCACAGUGUCGAAUAUAAAGUUAUGGUUACACUACGGUUGCAUUGUACAAUUGUAUGUACCGCUGAGAAGUAAAAUAUUACAAUACAUGUGUAAGCUGUCCGAUCAAAAUCUAAGGACAGCUGCCACCAGGGCAAUGGCUGAUUUUGUGUGGUCAGCUGUGCGAGAUCCCUUGGAUGCAUCGGUUAGUUUUGACGUUGAGGGUUUGGCGUUGGCAUUUAAAUAUUUCACUUCAACCACGUUGACAAUGAGAUUGGCUGGCAUCACACAAAUCAAUGCUCACAUCAAUAUUUUUGGGGAGAUCGAAACGGUUGGUGAAUUUGAGGUUGUGGCCCAAAAGAUUGCAAACUGGUUAACUGAAAAUCAAAUAAUUCAGCAUUUAUUUGGUCCCAAUUUGCAUGUGGAAGUUUUGAAACAGGCCCACAUUGUUUUGAAUUUUUUGGCUGUGGAAAAUCAAAUUACCGAAGAACACAUCAAACUUAUUUGGCAGGCUACACAACAGCUAAAACACUGCUCCAAGGCAAUUUUCGAUAUUCUGCCAUCGCUGGUAAAGAAUUUAGCUCCAAAACCUGCAAUGUAUUUGUAUACUCUGUUGUGUCGCAUGGAUCCCAAGGAACACACAGAACAAAGUAUUUAUAUUGCCUCGGCUCUGACCAAACUUAUAUGGUCCAGGGACUCGGCUCAAUUGAGUUUGGAAGAAGAACUAAUGGCGGCUAAUGCCACAGCAACUAGUUCAGAUAGCGGCAGCAUGGAUGGAAGUAAUUCAGAUGAAGGUAAUGGCGAUGACAGCAGUCUGGCUAGUGCCCGAAAAAGUCCCAUAGAUAUUGAGAAUGUAUGCUCCUCGGAUACGGGUGUAACACCCUGCAAACAGGCCAGACGCAGGCGUCAAAUGCCCAUAAUACCGUUGGGAAAAUUCGGAAAAGUUAUUAAUGAGGGUGAUAUAAAAAUCAUUAAACCCACCACAGAUAUGAAAAUGAAAAAUCAUCGAAUUGUAAAUAUCAUCGACAAUUCCAGCAGUGAAGAUGACAUGACCCAGGGAUCGCUGAACAUAACACUGCAUCGAAAAAAAUCGCGCAAAAGAACCCGCAAAAAUAACAGUAAUAUGCCCCUGACACGAUUGGCCUACGAAAUUGUUGAAGCCAUUUGUGAUGGCGGUGAAGAUGAAGCGUCAAGUGAUGAUGGCGACGACGGUGAUGACCCGGAAGCUGAACUUCUGAAUGAUAGUGAUGAUUGUAGUGAUACUGGACAAGUGUCGGGUGCUGUUUUGACCCAUUUACAUGGUGGAGGUCAAUAUAUUAGAGCUAUAGCAGAGACUCAUAUCAGCGAGCUGUUGAGUGGAGCUGAAAACGAGGGAAGCUAUUCAUCACCAAUGAGUAAUAAAUCCGAGAAGAAUUUGGCAGAUUUUGAUGAUGAAGAUGUUUCGCCAUGCGAGGAAGAGAUUGCCCAAUUGGUGAGUUCUCAUGCCCAGAGGGUUUCUCAUAAUUGCAUGCCACCAGCCUUAGCUGCAGCAGCAGCGGCAAUGGCUGCGGCCCACACAGCAAUGUCAAUGCAAAAAAAUGAUGCAAAUGUAGCGGCGGCAGCAGCAGCUGUGGCAGUGGCAGCAGUUGCCACUGGCAAUGCCCAACAAUCGUUGUUGGCAAUGCAACAGCAAGCAAAUGCUGCCGCAAUGGCCAAAGCGGUGACAGCCGGUCUCAAUUCAAAUGCUUCAGCAAGCAAACAUGGUAAUGACACAGAAAUGGACAAGGAAUGUAAUAAAGCUGCGACUUCAUCCAUAUCACCGCAACAACCAACAUUUAAAAUCAAUGAUGUCUGUCAGCCGGGUAAUACUUUGUUAUGGGAUUUAUUACAGGAUGAUAAAAUUGGACAGCUUGGCGAAUCAUUGGCUCUGGAGGCAGAAAAGGCACUAGCCACAUUGUUAUGCUUUAGCAAUGAUCGUCAUUUGCGCACGAAAUUUAUUGAAGGUUGUCUACAAAAUCUUGCCAAUAAUCGCAGUGUUAUUGUCUCGCUACGUUUGCUACCCAAGUUAUUUGCAUCAUUCCAACAAUUUCGUCCAUCCGAUACCCAUCAUGUUACAAUGUGGGCUGAACGUCAGCAUCGCAUGAUGUAUCAUUUCUUUAACAAUAUUAAAUAUUAUGCCAAAAGGCAUAUGGAAUAUUUGGUAGCCAAGGCAGCGGGUGAACAGCAACAGCAAACGGCAAAUGAAUUGUCCCUAUACUCGCACAAGACACAGGUGUCAGUACGUCUACAGUUUUUGUCAUCGAUAUUUUCUUCGAUGGGUUCGCCAAAGACUUUCAGAUUAAGUCUAGAACAAGUGGACGCCCUAUGGGAAUGGCUGGCCCAUGAUGUGGACUGUUCGGAUUGCUAUUUCUCUUGGCUGCAAAGUCAAGCCAAGGGAGGAGAUCAGCAUGCCUUAGGAUUGGAUGCAUUGCAACAUUUAUAUUUAAAAAAAUUGCCUGAACUGAGACCAGAAGACUUUUCCAUGGUUGCUUUGGGCCUAUUUCAGCAAUUGUGUAGUUUAGCUCGCAUGGCCAUAGCACAUUAUGAAAAGCAAAUGGAUGCAAUUUCCACAAACUCAUCAAAUAUUGUGGGUAUGUUUCAUCUCUGGAAGAUUGCAUUGAGGGCCCAUACUUCGGAAGUGUCGCUGGCCGCCAUUCAAUACAUAAAUAUGUAUUACAUGGGCCAGCAAUUGCGACUGGAAAAGGAAUUUGUAUCACAAUGCAUGGAACAUCUGACACAGGCUGCCAACGCAUUGGAAUGCAACAAUGAAGAUGAGAAUGCCCUGAUGUGUGUCCAGCGUGGUUUAAUGUUAUUAAACACCCAUUUAGAUACUUUCCGACGACGUUACGCAUUUCAUUUACGACGUUGGGCCAUUGAAGGACAGGGCAUUGGUUCACAUAGUAAUCUCAAGAAUGAAGGCUCAGGACCCGCCAUACGUAUAAUACUACAGCCAGCGGGGCUGUCGGAAAAGUCAAUAUUACACAUGCAUGCUUGUGACUUAAUUGCUGACUUAAAGGCAGAAAUAUCGAAAUGGUGGGAAAAUCUACAGGGUACUUCCAAUUCUGGAGUAUCUGCCCCCGUUUUGGGCCUCCUUUUAAGUGAAGGGCCAUUACGGAUAAUAACACAAGGCCAGGAGCUAUCAUCGGAGUAUGAUGAAAGGUCAUUGGGAGAUGCAGGUUUUAAGGAUAACCAGAUUGUUUAUGUAUCGCUGGGAGGACGAGGAGCCCGACGCAAAGAAACGAAUAUCGAUCAUCCAUCAAUGCAACCGCCACCACCCAAAGAAUGUUUACCCACAGUAUUAUUGCUACAACCGAAAUAUUUCGAAAAGCUCUUCUCGUUGAUGCAAACUUUGGGCGAUAUGAAACCCCAACCGAAUAAUUUGCAAUUGCAUACCAAGGCACAGAUAUUAUCACGACGUGUAUGGGAUAUUUUGGCUAUAUUACCGACAAAUCCCACAAUUCUAGAUGCAUUCAAAGGUUUGGCCAGUGAUCUGACGGAAUGUGACCAGUACGCGAAUGGUCAGGAACAGGAGAAAGAAAACAAACAUAAAGAAAUCAAACAAAAAUUAUGUGAACUAUUGGACCCAAUUAAUUUACAAAAAUUUAUGUAUUCACUACAUAUUGUGGAGAGUUUGGCAUUGCAUAGUGUAUUUCAGCAACGUGGUGGUGCACCAUGUUGUGGGGGAAUAAAUGGUAAUAUUAUCAGUGUUGAAUCGGGUCGCGGCAGUGCUGGUAGUACGGCAGCAAAAUCUAAGAAAGCCAGUAGCAGUUGUGCAGGUACGUGUUCCGGAAGUGGCAGUGGAAGUGGUAGCUGUCCUGGCAGUGCUGGCGGCAGUGUAUCAUCCGGAGCCAGAAGACGUGACAGCAUCGAAAGUCCCCAGAGCAGUAAUAAUAACAAAGACCACGAAGAAGAUUCUUCCAAGCCCAUUAGUAGUGAUGAAAGGGAUAAAGAAUUUUCCGCGGACAUGGGAAAGGAAGGAAAUUCAACAAUGAUUUCUAUGGAUACACCAGAAAGUGAGCAACACACUUCAGCUAACAAUGCAACCACAAGUGAUAAGGAGCCCAGUAGUCCCCUCAAACACAUGGCAAAAAAGGCAAAGAAAUCGGAAUGUUCUGCAUCAACGCAAAUGGACACAUCCACAACGACCGACAAUAAAUGGAGUGAAAUUUUUAUACGUAGUGGCGGCUUAAAACAUCUUUAUGAUAUCUUCAUAUCGGGCCAAUUACAACAAAGCUCCUAUCCCAAAGAAUUGUUAAAUGAAUGGCGACACGAUUGUUUGGCCAGUCUCUUGCGCAUUUUAUGGCUGUUGGGAUUCGAAGAGGAUUAUCACGAGGAUAUGCUGGUGUCCAUUUCAAAGCCCAAAGAGUUCAUGUUGGAAAUGAUGUCAGUAGAUUCUUGCUUAAGGCGUCUUUCUUCCAUAUUGAAUGAUGAAGCCUAUAGCAAUUAUUUAGCCACCACUUCAAGCUAUCAAUAUCACCAUUUGAGAACUGGAUUUUGGGGUCGAGCCCAAGUUGUACAGUUUGCUAUGAACAUCAUGGUCAGUUUUGUUCAUGCCUCUGUUGAGGCUAGACGAUCGUUGUGGGCUCAUGCCGAGUACUGUAACUGGGUGCAGAAAUUCAUUUUGGAAGAUCCGGAACCGGCAGUUAGGCGAGAAAUUUGUGCCGGUCUAUAUCGCAUAUGUUUGGGUAAUUCUCAAAGCUAUCAGCAGCUGUUGGCACCAUUGCUGAGGAAAUUGAUUUCGUUUUUGCCCGUGGCAGAAAAAAUGACCUCUUACAAUCACCACAAUCCCUAUAUGUUGACGGAUGAUGGCAAGGAGCCUUAUGGUCCGGCUUGUCGUGAUUAUUUUUGGUUAUUGGCCCGAUUGGUUGAUACUCUAUCACCGGAAAUGGUUAAAUCUUCUCUGGAGUCAUCUGCCUACAAUGAAGAUGCCAUUGAUGUUGAAAAGCUAUGCCAGUCGGUGGCACAGAGUAUACUCACGCGUGAGUUCUAUGAAACCCGUUACGGAAUGCAGGACGAUGGCUUGGUUGGUCUAAUCAAUCUCAUGUCGAAUUUAGUAAAAUAUGAUCCCACCUUUAAGUUCAGUUCCCAGGCUGUACAAUUCAUAGAGAAGAUAUUUGAAUUUUUAUUUGAUAUGCCCUCGCCAAAUAAUCGUCAAAAACCCAAAUGCAAAUCGGCCACAUCGAGAGCAGCGGCCUAUGAUCUUUUGGUGGAAUUGUGUAAGAAUUGUCCGAAAAAUUACACAUUUUUGCAUCAGAAGCUGUUGGCGCAACAUACGCCCGGACCAAUGCCACCAUAUCCAUGGGACUAUUGGCCACGCGAUGAAGGACGUUCGGAGUGCGGCUAUGUGGGUCUGACAAAUUUGGGUGCCACUUGCUAUAUGGCUUCCUGUAUACAACAUCUCUAUAUGAUGCCACAGGCCAGAGCUGCUGUUCUUCGAGUCCCACCAGGCAAGGCCCAAAAACAUGCACCCACCCUGCGUGAACUACAACGCAUGUUUGCAUAUCUCUUGGAAUCUGAACGCAAAGCCUAUAAUCCACGAUCCUUUUGUCGUGUCUACCAAAUGGAUCACCAGCCACUGAAUACGGGCGAACAAAAGGAUAUGGCUGAAUUUUUUAUUGAUCUUGUCUCGAAACUGGAAGAAAUGACUCCUGACCUUAAGGAUUUAGUCAAACGUCUAUUUUGUGGUACUUUAAGUAACAAUGUCGUCUCAUUGGACUGUGAUCAUGUCUCUAGGACAGCUGAAGAAUUCUAUACGGUACGUUGCCAAGUAGCUGAUAUGCGUAACUUGCAGGAAUCCUUAGAUGAGGUGACUGUCAAAGACACAUUGGAGGGUGAUAAUAUGUAUACAUGUUCGCAAUGUGGCAAAAAAGUUAGGGCUGAGAAGAGGGCAUGUUUUAAGAAAUUGCCACAGAUUUUGUGUUUCAACACGAUGCGUUAUACCUUUAAUAUGGUGACAAUGCUGAAGGAGAAGGUUAAUACACAUUUUUCAUUUCCCAUGCGUUUGAAUAUGUCGGAUUAUGUGGAGAAAACUCUAAUGCCACAUCAAUAUAAAGAGGAUCGUGAAAAACGAAAAGCAGAAAAAGGAGGAAAUGCUAAUGAUUUGGAGGAUGACUUAGAAGAAUGUUUAGAAUAUGAACUUGUGGGGGUCACUGUACAUACCGGCACUGCUGAUGGUGGCCACUAUUAUAGUUUCAUCAAGGAGCGCAAUAAGUCUGCAAUGCAACAUGAUCGUUGGUUCCUUUUCAAUGAUGCUGAAGUCAAGCCCUUCGAUCCUUCACAAAUUGCAGCUGAAUGUUUUGGUGGAGAAAUGACGAGCAAAACUUAUGAUUCCGUGACAGAAAAAUAUUUAGAUUUUAGUUUUGAAAAGACUAAUUCGGCCUAUAUGUUGUUCUAUGAGCGAAGAUUGCCUGAACACCUCAAAGAAAAACAUGCCCAUCUCUUGGCUUCGCCACCAAUGACAAUAAGUCCAAAGAUGAAAAACGAAACGUCAACGGAUGAAGGUUCAAAGGAAAAAGAAAAUGUUUCACCAAUUGAAGGAAAAGAAAUGAAAGAUUCACCGGAAGGCAAAUGUGAUAAUAAAAGUAAAAGCCCCGAAGAAAAGGCAACUGAUAAACCGACCACAGAAACAGAGAUACCAUCCACAUCAACGGGAUCCACAUCAUCGUCAUCCAAUGUUGCUGCAAUAACGCCCACAUCCAGCAGCUUGGCAAAUAAAGCAACUGAUCAUUUUAUAAGACCACAAUUAAGUAAGGAACUGGAAGACUGGAUAUGGCAGGAUAAUAGACAAUUUUUACAAGAUCGCAACAUAUUUGAACAUACCUACUUUAAUUUCAUGUGGCAAAUUUGUGGCCAUAUCCCACAAACCUUGAUAUCUCAGCAAGAUGUCACUUGCAUGGCUGCUAAGCUGUCCGUAUCGUUUUUUAUUGAAACAUUUAUACAUGCCAAAGAAAAGCCAACUAUGGUACCAUGGGUGGAACUUUUGACAAAACAAUUCAAUGCCAGCCAGGAGGCUUGUGAAUGGUUUUUGACCCAUAUGUCAAUGGAACCAUGGUGGCCAGUACAAGUUUUAAUUCAAUGUCCCAAUCAAAUGGUUCGCCAGAUGUUUCAACGUUUGGUCAUACAUGUUAUUCAAAGACUGCGAGCCUCACAUUGCCAUCUUUAUUUGAAAACCGAAUCGGAUGUCGAUGACAAGGAGGUCAUUGGAACAGCUUCAUGUGUUACUCGUUUCAUAAGUUCAUUGACCAUACUAAUGGAACAUGGUGCUAAAGCCCAUUUACGCAAUCUUUCCGAGUUCUUUGGCUUGCUAUUCGAAUUUUCACGCAUGGGCGAUGAGGAAACUUUGUUUCUGUUACGCAUUGGUGUUAUAAAAAGUGUGGCCGAUUUCUAUUUGGGCAAUAAGACUCAUGAACUUGAAGUUGGUUCGGAUAACGAUGAUAAUUCCUCGGAUGAGGCAUUAUCGGUGGAUAAGACAAGGCCAGCUUCAUUGGAUAAAAUGAUUGCCUUGGUGGCAAGCUUAGUUGAACGAUCGAGGGGAGCAGAUUUGCGUUUGAAAUUGUCGCCCAAGGACUAUAACGCCAUUGCAGGCGGCAAGGGUUUCCCGUUUUUGUAUCAACAAAUUAAAGAUAACAUAAAUCCUCAUCAAACAAGGCAUUUAAUACAUGCUCUCUGUCGCUGGGACGAGCGUUUGGCCAAUCAAAUCAUAACCAUGUUGUUUACAUCUGUAACCAAGCACACUGAAUUGUGUGGUCCUUUCUUUAAGCUAUUGACAUUGUUGACAGAAACUCAGGGUGGACCCUCAGGCCUGCCAUGUUUUUCUCAAUUAGUUUUGCAGCGGGUUUGGGAUGCUGCCGAAUACUGUCCACAGUCGGCAUUGGAUUGGCUGGCUUUUCAAGCACCCAAAAAUAAAAUAGCACAUGCCUGGAUCUUACAAUCGGCCGAUACAUGGGUGGAGCAAUAUUUGCUUGCCCAUCACAAUUCAAGAGUUCGUAAUGCUGCUGCAUAUUUACUGGUCUCACUGGUACCAUCACAGCCAUUUAGGGCUAACUUUCGCAUACAUUCACUGCACAAAUUAUCAUCGUCUUCAUCAUCUCAUGUUUAUCGUGAACUUAACAACGAUGCUCAAAUAAUUCUACACAAUAUCAUUAAUUUGCUGUUACGUUUAUUGCGGCCAGCAAGAGCAUACGCCGAUAUUGGCGUUCAUGGUACAACAAAAUUAACUUCUUACUUUAGCCUUUUAGCAUAUUGUAUGGCAUCUAAGACUGAAAAACUUAUGAUGGGUCCUUACAUGCGUGCUUUGUGGGAUCUAUUUCAUCCACGUUUGUCAGAGCCAAGUGUACCAGCUCAUCACAAUAAACACGCUUUGUUGGCAUUUUGGCAUCAUACCAUCCUCGAUUGCCCCGAAAAUGCAUUGAUUGUAGCAAACUGUCCAGAAAUCACAAGGAAUAUAGCAUUUAAUUAUAUAUUAGCCGAUCACGACGAUUCCGAAAUUGUGGCCUAUAAUCGCGCCAUGUUGCCAGCCUAUUAUGGUUUAUUGCGUUUAUGUUGUGAACGAAGCCGUAGUUUAACACGUCAGCUGGCCGCUCAUCAAAAUUUGCAAUGGGCCUUCAAGAAUAUUACGCCGCAUCCCACACAAUAUGCGGCCGCUGUGGAUGAACUUUUCAAAUUGAUGACCCUAUUUGCCACACGUCACAUGGAUGCCAGUGACCAGGAAAAACAUGAAGUCACCACAUUCCGUCGUACCACAUUGUCAGCUUAUUUAACGGGACUAGAUGCCCGGGUUUCAUGGGGCACAUUGAUUAAUGCUUUUCGAAUAUUAGUUGACAAUGAAGAAGAUCGUCUCCUGGUCAUAUAUAAUGGUGGCUUGGAGAUGUGUUUUGAGGCAUUGCACACACUACAUUCCAUGCAUCAUGAGGCCACUGCCUGUCAUGUCUCGGGUGACUUGCAGGAAUUGUUAAGCGAAAUGGUUUUACUUUUGAGCACACUGCGUUUGAGUACACGCCUCGACAGUAAUGCUAGCAAAAAACAACAGCAACAAUUGGAACAACAGGUGCAGCAGUUGCAACAACAGCAUCAGCAAUUGUUGCAAAAACAACAGGAACAAUUGAAACAACAACAGCAGCAACAGUCCCAACAACAGUCGCAACAGUCUCCACAGCAAACACAACAGCAGCAAAAAGAAAAACAGCUACAGCAACAAAUGCAGCAAAUACAGAUACAACAAAUGCAACAACAAUUGCAGCAACAACAUUUUUUGCGUCAACAUCAACAGCACACAGCUCUGUUGAAGGGUCUACCGGACGCCGUAAAACGAUUGGCUACAUUCUUAAAUACCUACAGCCCACCGGAAUUAUGCUGCCUGGCCUUGGAUGUACUUAAAGAGCUUGUGCGUAAUCCUAAUUUGGAUGUAACCAGUAUUUUAGCACCCAUUCUACUUAAUUGUCAUUUGUCGGCGGCCAGUGCACCCAAUGCAAUUGGUCCGUUGGGUCCAUACUUCCCGCGCCGAGGAGGAAAAACAACAUGGCCAACUAUGGCCAAAAAUAUGCCACGACCACCGAGACCGAUGGUGCAAAUGUGUAUACCACACAGUGAACUGUUGCAUCGCGGUGUAGACUUUGCCUAUGAUGCCCAGGUUGAGGCAUUCUACAGGCCAUAUCACGAUUUUCUGGAUGUAAUGAUGAGAAUGGCUGUAAAUACAAAUCAAUUGAAUGAUACACUGGUUAGAUUGAGCUGUUUGGCGGCCAUAGAAGCAGCUCCGUUGGGUUUUAAUUAUUUUCCCAAAUUUUGGGUUGGCAUUUAUAAUAAUAAGAGUACUAAUAAAUAUGCGGAACUGUUGCUUAAUACUCAAUAUUUGGUGGAAUAUAUACAUAUAAUACUGCGGGACUGUCGUGUCUCGUUGAGUGAUCAGUAUAUAAGAGGAUUUUUGGAAAUCUACUAUCCCAAGGUCUCCUCCCAGUUACCCAUUGCACGUCUUUUGUACUCCAUUAGUUAUUCCAUGCAUUCAAAAGAGGACUUGGAUGAUUUGUGCGGCGAUCUUUUUGCCAUAAGGGUUUUUGCCCAAUGCACUGGCAUACCGGCCUCAGUUCGCAAACAAUUAAGGGGAUCUCUUAAGGCUUUACUGUACAAAAGCGCCCGUUAUCAAAAAAUUGCAGAGGAUGAAUUAUUCCCCAACAAAAAGCUGAAAUUGGACACUGAUGAUAAAGACGAUAAGGAAUUGAGCAAAACUCCCAUUGCAAAGGAUGAUGUAGACCAGCUAAACAAUAAGGAACGAAACGAAAAAACCAACGCAAAUGAAAACAAAAAAGAUAAUAAUGAUGAUGAUGAAAAAACUGCCAACACAAAACAAAAAGAAGGUGAUUCUAAAAUGGAGGAAGAGGAGACAUUGAAGAGAUGCUUAAUGGAAGACAACGAUAUUGAGGAAGUGAAGAAGAAACCAAAAAUAUCUUCUGAAGAGACGGAAACAAAAUCUGACAGUAAAACUGAGGAAGAUCGAAACAAGGAGGCUAUUAAAUCACCUGUAAAGGAAAGUAAGGAAUCAACAAAGGCUUGUCUUCUGGAAACACCCUCAACAUCAGCGGCGGCUGCAGCUGCUGCUGCUGCCGCGGCUCUAAGUUCUGCUGCUUACGCUAGCAUAAAUUCUGAGAAAAACUCCACAAAGAAAACUGCCGAUGAACGUCUAAUGGAUGAACACGAAAAACGCAUUAAACUUUUGCUUACCAUGGAAACGUACAUCAAAAGUAUUUUGAUUUUAAUGCAAAAAGAGGAAAGUAACUCGCCAAAUACUGGUGCAAAUCAAAGUGUUCUGGACGAGACCAUGGAAAGUGAACAGAAUACAACACCGAUACCGGAGAGUAGUGAUGAAGGUGGUUGUGGUGGUAAUGGUGGCGGUAACAACAAUAACAAUUCACAAGGCAGUGCCUUUAAUUGUAAUUCCACAAAUAGCAGUAAUAAUAACAUCACAUCCACUUCGCCAGAAAACCAGAAGGACACAAAAAACAAAGAUGAGGAAAUGCCAAUAAACGAAGAUGAUGAUGAUGACGACGAGCAUGCGAAUCGAAAGAAGAAGGAACAAAAACAAAGAAAUGAACUCCAAUCCAAUGACAAUGAUAUUCAGAAACAACAACAACAGCAGACUGGCCAAGUGGCAACUGCAACCACCACAACUACAACGAGUACAGCGACACAUACACAUAAAGCGUCUAGUGAUGAUAUUAUUAAUGCAAACACGGCCUCAACGUCCACGGCUGCUAGUUCGCCGCAAAUUUAGUUAUCGUUCAAUGAUUUGUUAAAUAUUUUGUUUUUUGGCAAAAUGCUAGAUUAGCAGUGCUAAGCACUUUGACUAAUUUACUUUAACCUUUUGAUAAUUAUUUUUAAAUUUAGGUUGUUUAUUUUCUCUUCCCCCACUCUCUCUCUCUCUCUCUCUCUCGCUGCUGAAAGUAGGCAUUAUUUGCAAACAUAUUUUCUCCAACUCAACUAUCAUGCUUUUUUAAUUUUAAUUUAAAUUAAGCUUUAAGCUAAUAUCUUUUUUAAACAACAACAAAAAACUAUUUUUUAUCCUAAAAUUGUUAAUAAUUAUAAUUUUUAAUAAUUUCUAUUUUUCCUAUUUUCUCCAACUAUUUUUAGCUUAUUUUAAGUUUCACAGAACUUCAUUAUAUCCCAAAGUCUUUUUUUUACUUCUUUCUUUUUUGUAUGUCACCCAUCACAAUAUACCAGGUGGACAAAUAUUUAUGUAAAGUAUAAGAAGAAAAAAGAUCAUGUUUUUUGUAAACACAAUAUUUGCUUUUAAGAAGGUAUUAAUUUAUAAUUUUCUUUUUAUAUAAAUUCAUUGCCGAUAAGCAUUCACAAUGCAUUGCAUAAUCUGGUAAAAAGAGAAACACAUUGUAGUUUUUUGUACACUAUUUGCAAUUGAGAAAAUAUUGCAAAAUUUCAAUUAAUUAAAAUUUAAAAAAAAAAGAAUUUCAUAAAUAUGGAAUAAUAAUUGAAGACAUAAACAUUUUUUCUUUUGGCUAAAGAAAACGAGAGGUGUAUGGCAAUACGAUUUGGUUAUCAAUUAAGAACGCAAUUUAGGCAAUUCAAGCUGCAUUAAAAGCAACAAUAAUGUCAGUUCCCCAGUAACAUCAAAAAAUACAGCUGUGUUAAAGGGUCUACUCAUGGUCAUAUUUUAAAACAUUGGACAUACUUAUGGAGUUUUAACGUAAUCUCUAUAAAAUAACAAGACCAUAGAGAUAAAAAUGGCGGAGCACUGUCAUGAGUGGAAGGAUUAUGGCUUUGAUUGCAUCCUCGUCGUUCUUUCGCUGAAUUCGCCCUUCAAACACAUUAACUUUGUUUUUGGUAGGACACCCCUGAGAUCCACUCAUCCGAUUACAAUUUAUUUUAUUUUUAUUAUAAAACACAAGAAAAUAUAAAACACCAAUGUGAAUUCACCGGUUACAGGAUAUGCAAUCGAACACAAUGAAAAACAUCGAACACAUUUCUGUUCCGAGAAACUCUUUCCAGGAAACCUUUACCAACUUCUUUUUUUUUCUUUCCCCUUAAAAAUUGAGAAUAUAAUUUUUGAAAAAAAAAAAAAAAAACAGAAUGUCAAUGCAAAAAACACCAAGUUUCAAAUAGAUUUCUUCAUCCGAUCCAUUAUGUUCACCCUGGAUACAUAUGAAUGUCUUUAGAUAGAGUUGUGAAGAAAACUCCCAAUAAAAGAUGUUCAUACCAGGAUAUGUUUGAGAAGACAAAUUACAAUGAAAUCUAUACCCAAACCAUAGACAAAUGAAAAUAUAGACAACGAAACGCUCUCACCGUUUAUCUUCGAAAAAAAUCGAAUCAGCAGAUGUCGUCUAUAUCGUUUUAGGGGUUUGAGUGGGAAUAUUGAAGUCACUCAAUUCUAAAACGUUAAAAAUAACAAAAACUGUAGGAUAUUUGUCAGUUGAAAAUUAUUUCAUAAUAAAAGAAAUGUGAAAAGUACGUGAUGACAUCGAAAAAUUUGGGAAUAUUCCAGUGAAAUUCUUGAAAAACGAUAAAAUGUGUUUUCGAAGUCGAGUGGCUUGAACGCGUAAAUCAGCAUGUUGACUAUGCAAAACAUGAUGAGAGCCACCUGGAAAAAAAGCAAAACUAACUUUUCGUUGUCUAUAUCUUCAUUUGUCUAUGCCCAAACUACGUGCAUUUCCACCUAUCGACGCUCACUCUCUUGUGCGAUUAUACAAGACAUCAAAGACAUCUCUUCUUCAUUCCCACAUUGUCCAGGGGCUCAGAAUUGUCCAGGAUUAUGAAAAAAUGCCAAGAAAAGAGGAUCAUACGAGGAUUUCUUUGCGAAGGCUAAUGCCAAUGGAAUAUAUUUCCCAUCUACGGUUGAUUUCUACCUACCGAAAAGUGAGUGUCUCUCAUGCGGUAAUACACGACAUUAAUACUAGAAAUGCCAAGAUAAGAGGAUCUUCUUAAAAAAAUGAAAUAAAUUGGAUACGUUUGAGAAGACAAAUGACAAUGGCAAAUAUUUCCCACCUGUCUGUAAUGUGAUAAUAUGGGACGAAUAAGCCUUAUCGAGAGAUCACUGGCCAGAUUACCUUGUUUAAUUCACUGUUGAUUCCAAACCUCAGCCAUUGCCAACUUGAAAUAAUGAAAUAAUGGAGCCUGUGUGUGGACGCAAUAUCACUAGCCCCCUAAUAAAUGGAUAAAUGCAGAGUAGAAAUUCAAUUGUAAUAUACAAAUAUGACCUCAUAUUAAAAUGAGUAUUCUCGCGAGAUCAUUUAGUAGCCGCCUAUUUCCUGUGGUAACCAAAAACCAAACAAGCUGAACGAAAUCUUAUAUUUCAAAAAGUGUUAUUUUGUACACUUGAAGUCUCCCAAGUUUAUGGGAUUGGAAUGGAAUUAUAUACUACUGACAUCUAGACAGAAUUUUUGACCUGAAAAAUGAUGCCGUCAUGGUUAAGCUAAAAUUAAUUAUUGAUCUUUGUAUUAGCUUAGAUCUAUUUGUAUAUAUAGCCAGAUCUUUUCGGAUGAGAAUUUCAACAAUAGCUCACCAAUCACUGCUUGGUAUAAAUUCAAUAUGGAAUUAUAAUUGAAAUAUAAAUAUAUACCAAAAUAAGACAAUGUCCAAAAUCAUCAAGCCGUUUGAACACCACUCAGCCCCAAUGCACUCACUACUCGCUGCCUGAAAUUGGCCUAAAAGCUGGAUGUCGUUAGGGACCUGGGGCAAGCAUUUCGCAUUCGAUAUCGACUAAAUUUACGAUCGAAUUAAGUUUUGUGUAUACGAUAGAAUCAAUCCCUCUCUCGCCAGACCUUUUUCACUUGUAUUUGUAAUUCGAAUUAUUUCAGUUAUAAUUCAAGAAUUCUAAUUGUAAUUCGAAUUAUUUCAGUUGUUACUCGAUUAUUUCAAUUGUAAUUCUAAUGAUUCUAUUUGUAUUUCGAAUCAUUCCAUUUGUAAGUCAAAUUAUUUCAAUUGUUUUUUUUUUUAUUAUAAAAUGGAACAAAUGGGAUAAUUUGAAUUACUAUUGGAAUAAUUCAAAUUACAAUUGAAAUAAUUCAAAUUACAAUUGCAACCAUUCGAAUUACAAUUGAAAUUCUCGAAUGGUUCUCUUGACGUGAAAAUUGUGAAAAUUAAAAAAAUGAUCUGUAAGAGAUUAAAAAUUAAAAAAUAAUUUUUCAUCAUCAAUUAAUUAUGCAUUUAAUAAAAGAAUUUUUUUAAUUCAUUUUAAUCAAGUUCAAAAACAUAAAUUUUUUAUGAAGCCCUCAAAAUUGUAUUGUAUAUAUGAAAUAGGUCCCGUAGGUUUGUCCAUCUUCCAUUUCCCCCCAUUGACAAUGAAAUGUUAUUAAUAUUCAUACAUAAUUUCUUAUUUUCUUAUCAAACCUAAAUAACGCUGUGUUUUUAUUUGUGUUUAAGUUCUAUGGUUUUACUCAUAUUUCUUCCUAUGUAAGUUAAAGAAUUUCUGGCCUAAGGUCAUGAUUAUUAAAAAAAAAUGAAAUGAAAAAUGAACAAAAACAACCAAACGAUGUUGAGAAAAUAUUAUUUACUUACAAAAUUAUAAUUAUGAGGUAUUGUGUGUGUAAAAAAAAAAACAAAAAGAAAAAAAUCACAUACAAAAUGUAAAAUAAAAAACUAACAAUACUGUGUUUUCUUUAUAUAUUUAUCUCUACUUAUAAAUUAAUAUUAUAUAAAUAAAAAUUAUGAAAUAUAAUUCAAAAAGAGAAUAACCCAAGGUUGUUCUUUUGGAAACAAAGAAAAUGAAAAAAACAAACACACACAUACAUUACACUUUUAAAAUAAAAACAAAAAAGUCUAAUAAAUAUGCAAAAAAAAAAAAACAGAAAUUAUUAAUCUAUAUUUAUAUUGCAUUGUUUCUUAAUGAUGAAUCUUAAAAUUAAGUUUAAUGAAAAUCAUUUUAUUUAUAUCAAUAUAUGGAUAAUUGCAAAGAAGUAAAUAAGAUUUUAUAACUAACGCAAAAAAAAAACACAAAUAU